Molecule: messenger RNA, 883 nt
Organism: Centrocercus urophasianus (Greater sage-grouse)
Lineage: Eukaryota; Metazoa; Chordata; Aves; Galliformes; Phasianidae
Gene: ANKRD66
Product: ankyrin repeat domain 66
Exons: 3
Coding region: 1-621 (206 amino acids)
Molecular function (GO): protein binding
Source: RefSeq, a predicted model, not a curated record
AUGACGGAGCUGCACCAGGCCGUGGCCGCGGGGCGCCGCGGGCGGGCGGAGCGGCUGCUGCGGGCGGAGAGCUGCGAUCCCAACAGUAAGGACGCGGACUGGGCCGACUGGACCCCGCUGCACUGGGCUGCUGCCAGGGGUAAGGGCAGCGACUGCUGCGGUGGCAGCGAGCGCCGGCACCGCGAGCGCCGGAGCCCCGCGUCCCCUUCCGGGCACGUGGCGAUGCUGCGCCUGCUGCUGGCCCACGGCGCCCGGCCGUGCCUGCGCAACGCUGCAGGAUGGACCGCAGCCCACUGCGCGGCCGAGGCGGGGCGGCUGGCGGCGCUGCGCACCCUGCACGCCGCGCACGCCCCCAUGGACGCGGCCGACCCGUUUGGGGACACCCCCAGGAGGCUGGCGCAGAUCUACGGGCACACCGAGUGCGUCACGUUCCUGGAGAUAGCAGAGGUGGAGAGCAGAAACUACCGCCAGACAGCAGCGAUGAGGGGAAUGCCCUUGGACCAGGUGGAUGAAGACUGGGAACUCAAGAAGGAGGAGCUGGAGAGAAACCCACCAUGUGCCCAGCGCAGCUAUGCAACCUCUGCACAGAAGACGACGCAGAGGAAGAGAAGGAAGCAGUAGUGUCACUGUGUGUUUGGGGCUGCUGGAACUCACAGUGCAGAGUAGAGGCACUGAGUAUCUCAGGGGAAACCUGGGUAGGCAGCAGCAGAGAUGGGUGCCGAGAUGAGCCUCUGUGAUGUGCUGCACAUGCUGUUGUGGUCAUGGGGUGGGUAGGAGUGCUUCUGCCUGCCCUGUAUGCAUCAGGUCUCAAAUAUCAGAAUCACAGAAUGGUUUGGGUUGGAAGGGACUCCAAGGAUCACGAAGCUCCAACCCCCCUGUGCCA